Molecule: messenger RNA, 1782 nt
Organism: Mollisia scopiformis
Lineage: Eukaryota; Fungi; Ascomycota; Leotiomycetes; Helotiales; Mollisiaceae
Exons: 3
Biological process (GO): regulation of DNA-templated transcription; DNA-templated transcription
Molecular function (GO): DNA-binding transcription factor activity, RNA polymerase II-specific; zinc ion binding; DNA binding
Source: RefSeq, a predicted model, not a curated record
AUGUCGACGUCUGUCAAGCGGGCCUGCGACGCCUGCCAUCGUCGAAAGGUCAAAUGCGAUGGCAUCAACCCGUGUCGCAAUUGUUCGUCCGCUCAAUUAUCGUGUACCUACCACGCCAUCCCGCAGAAGAAAGGUCCCAAGGGUUCCCGAGCCAAGGUGAUCAGCGAACUUCGAGAAACCCAACGACAAACGACCCUCUCCUCCAAAGUCGCGAACCGAUUGAAUGGUGUCAAUAGUCCGCCAUGUAGUCCAACUCUUGCGCCCACGCCGGGCCUCCUGACGAGCGAUAUGAUCAAAGAGUGCAUCGAAUUCUUCUUCGCGAACAUGUAUCCCACCCUUCCCAUCCUCCACCGCGGACGACUCGAACAGCAAGCGAUGUACGCAGAUCAGAAUACCGAUACAUACUGUCUUUUGACGUCGCUGUGUGCGUUUAUGAUGAUCCAGCCAGGAAUGGGAAUACCUGGCGAUCCUCUGGGACUUGACAGCCUCCCGGGAGCCAAUCUCGUGUCAGGGAAUCUCUUAAUGGAAGAGACGUUGAGGGUGCGAAAGAGUUACGACCAUCUCGAGUCUCCGACACUGAAUAGCAUGGUGACAAGUUUCUUCUUGUUCGGAUGCUACUUUGGUCUCGAAUUGCACAAUAAGGCUUGGUUCCAUUUGAGAGAGGCGACUACUCUCGCACAUAUCCUUGGCCUGCAGAAGGAGGAGACAUACUUACAAUUCGAUCCCAUCGAGUCAUCAAGACGGAGGAGAUUGUAUUGGUUGUUAUUUGUGACUGAGAGAGCCUACGCUCUUCAGCGACAUCGACCUCUUUCAUUACAAGCCACCAUUUCACUCCCAACACAGAACGAUGACCCAUCAGACACACAGGCUCAUACUCUGAAUGGUUUCCUUCAUCUCGUCAAUCUGUUCCGACCGUUCGAUGAAGCAUUCGUCGCACUCUGGAACAAGACUCGAAACGACUGUAACCCAGCUUACCUUGCUGCUCUUCAAAAACAAUUGACCGAUGCACUCCCGACAUAUCUCAACUCAACUGAAAACCAAACAGCAGACCUGAGGACAAGUCAGCAAUGGUUACGAACCAUGGUCUGGCAACUAAGUAUUCAGAAUGGCUGUUUGAGUUCGAACAAUGAUGAUCCAAGCAUGACCUUCCAAUAUCCCGUUGAAAUUGCACGAGAUCUCGUUUCCAUGACAUCCCAAUUCACGCAGUCUAGCAUGGAGGUUCAUGGUAUUGGAUUGAUUGAGAAAUUAUUCGAUGUCGCUUGCUCCUUGACAGAUGUUCUUUCUCUUCUUCCCCCCAAUCCCGAUCCAUUCCAACUCGGACCUCGUGACUACCUUCACGACUUCAUGACCCUCCUCUCGGUUCUUCGCAAUGGAGACAACCGCUUCUUGCCUCUCCUUCUCGCCAAGAUCAACGACGUCCUCCCACGUCUUGUCAACCCAAUGCUCCAAUCCGUUCCAGAUACCCCAGCAAACAUGUGUGCUGAUGUCGACAUCUUCGACGGCUUCGGCAACGCUGGAAUCGGAGUUGCAUCGAACUUCCCAGGCUACAACGGGAACGGCACCUCUGGUGGCGAGUUCAAGAUGGAGCCGGACAGCGACUUCAACGCCAACAAUCUGCAAGGCAUGCCUGCUUACGAUAAACGCAUCGAAGAACUUGGCUCCCCUCCAAAUGGAGACAACAGCGAUAACAGUCCCUUCACAUCUCCAGCAAUAAUGCAAAGCCCAAUGGAAUUCCCAGGUCUAAAUGACUACGGAGGCUUUCCCGACCUCAGCUCACCGCCU